This is a messenger RNA of Darwinula stevensoni, 3223 nucleotides long. Lineage: Eukaryota; Metazoa; Arthropoda; Ostracoda; Podocopida; Darwinulidae. The record is from the annotation of a GenBank genome assembly.
UUGUCUCCUUGGGAACUUUGAAGGCAAAAAUCAUGGCAAACAAGUAUAAUUUGAAGUGGAACUCUCACCAUGCAGAAGCAUUUCAGAGCUUUGAAAAUCUUCGCCAUAGGGAGAUGCUUGUGGAUGUGAUUCUGUCCUGUGAUGGACAGUUUGUGAAAGCUCACAGACUUGUGUUAUGUGCGGGGAGUGGUUAUUUUGAACGGGUCCUCAACAAGAAUGGAUCGGGAACUCCGACCGUUCAUUUCUAUGGAGUGGAAAUGCAUUUGCUGAAGCUCCUUGUGGAAUUCAUGUACUGNCGGGGAAGUGGAAGUCCCGGCCAUGGACCUUGAGAAAUUUAUUGAAGUUGCAGAGAACUUAGAAGUGAAGGGGCUGAAGGGAGAUAAGUCAAAGAGCAGUGGAGCAGGAGGCAGGCCCACUACCAUCCCUGUGUCUGAUGUACAGGAUGCUUUGGCUCACAAGAGGAAGAUUACUGCCCCAGCUUGGCAAGAAGUCAAUGAACCCCAGUUUCCACCUGCAAAAGUGCUCAGAUCUCAAGCUCUUAUUUCACAAGACAGACAGCAAUCUAUUGCACCACACUUACAGCAGCAAAAGCCUGUACCCUCCCCUUCUCAAGUCAAUCAGAGGCAACCUGAACCCAGUCCAGGAACAUUGACAGGGGAUGUCCUGAUAAAGGAGGAGGUGGAAGAAGAUGGAAUGAGUGAUGUUCAUGAUGUGAUGAAGUCUACUUCAGGAGUUACUUUUUUUUCCUUGAAGGAAGAGGGAGAAUGGGAUGAAAAUUCCUCAAAUGCUGCAGAGGGAAUGGAAGGUGAACCUGAAACACCAAUGAAUAUUCCUCCAGAAGUUGAUCCACAGACGGUGUUCUAUGUUAAAAGCUACGUGUGGUGUGGGAAGAUCCAAAACCUUGGGACCAAGGUGUACUUCUGUCCGGUCUGCCCGUACUUGACCCCAAACAAAGGCCACGCGGAGUAUCACAGUCGCAAGCACAGCAAAGAGAGGCCUUUCCAGUGUCCCAUCUGCUUCAAAUCCUAUACCCAAAAGAGUCACCUGAGAUCUCACUGUGCUGUCCAGCAUCCCAACAACCUUCAGGAGCUGUUGCUGAAGUUUUUCCAUUCCUGUGAGAUAUUGAAGGCACAAGCCAUGUCAAACAAAUAUAAUUUGAAGUGGAACUCUCACCAUGCAGAGACAUUUCAGAGCUUCGAAAGUCUCCGUCACCGUGAGAUGUUUGUGGAUGUGAAUCUGUCCUGCAAUGGACAGCUUGCAAAAGCUCACAAACUUGUGUUAUGUGCGGGAAGUGGUUAUUUUGAACGAAUCCUCAAUAAGGAUGGAUCGGGAACUCCAACUGUUCAUUUCUAUGGAGUGGAAAUGCAUUUGCUGAAGCUCCUUGUGGAAUUUAUGUACUGUGGGGAAGUGGAAGUCCCAGCCUUGGACCUUGAGAAAUUUAUUGAAGUUGCGGAGAACUUAGAAGUGAAGGGGCUGAAGGGGGAUAAGUCAAAGAGCAGUGGAGCAGGAGGCAGGCCCACUACCAUCCCUGUGUCUGAUGUACAGGAUGCUUUGGCUCACAAGAGGAAGAGUACUUUUUCAGCUUGGCAAGAGUUUGAUGAACCCCAGUUUCCACCUACAAAAAUGGCAAGAUCUCAAUCUCUUUUGCCACGAAGCAAGCAGCAGUCAAUUGGACCACGCUUCCAGCAGUCAAAACCUGUACCCUCUCAUUCCCAGUUUUUCCAAAGUGAACCAGAAGCAAGUACAAGCACAUCAACAGAUGAGGUGUUGAUAAAGGAGGAAGGAGAUGAAACCAGUGAUGCACAUGAUGUGAUAGACUCAAAUUCAGCUUCUACUGGAGAGGAAGAAUGGAAUGAAAACUCCUCAUAUGUUGCUGAGGGGAUAGAAGGUGAGCCUGAUGCACCAAUGAACAUUCCUUCUGAUGUCGACCCACAGACAGUGUUCUACGUUCAGAGCUUUGUAUGGUGUGGGAAGGUGCAGAGGACAGGAACCAAGCUGUAUUUCUGUCCUGUUUGUCCAUACUCCACUGGAAACAAAGGCCAUGCUGAAUACCACAGUCACAAGCACAGCAAGGAAAAGCCCUAUCAGUGUCCCAUCUGCUUCAAGUCCUUCUCCCGAAAGUGGGACUUGAAAACUCAUUGUGUUGAAGCACAAGCCAUGUCAAACAAAUACAAUUUGAAGUGGAACUCUCACCAUGCAGAAACGUUUCAGAGCUUUGAAAAUCUCCGUCACCGUGAGAUGUUUGUGGAUGUGAUUCUGUCCUGCAAUGGACAGCUAGCAAAAGCUCACAAACUCGUGUUGUGUGCUGGGAGUGGUUAUUUUGAACGAAUCCUCAACAAGGAUGGAUCGGGAACUCCAACCAUUCAUUUUUAUGGAGUGGAAAUGCAUCUGCUGAAGCUCCUUGUGGAAUUCAUGUACUGUGGGGAAGUGGAAGUCCCGGCCAUGGACCUUGAGAAAUUUAUUGAAGUUGCAGAGAACUUAGAAGUGAAGGGGCUGAAGGGAGAUAAGUCUAAGAGUAGUGGAGCAGGAGGUAGACCCACUUCCAUCCCUGUGUCUGAUGUACAAGAUGCUUUGGCUCACAAGAGGAAGAGUACUUUUUCAGCUUGGCAAGAGUUUGAUGAACCCCAGUUUCCACCUGCAAAAAUGGCAAGAUCUUUAUCUCUUUUGCCACGGGGCAAGCAGCAGUCAAUUGCAUCACGCUUCCAGCAGCCAAAGCCUGUACUCUCUCCUACCCAGUUCUUCCAAAGUGAACCAGAAGCAAGUACAAGCACAUCAACAGAUGAGGUGUUGAUAAAGGAGGAAGGAGAGGAUGAAACCAGUGAUGCACAUGAUGUGAUUGACUCAACUUCAGUUGCCACUGAAGAGGGAGAAUGGGAUGAAAGUACCUCAUAUGUUGCUGAAGGAAUGGAAGGUGAACCUGAAACGCCAAUGAAUAUUCCUCCAGAUGUUGACCCACAGACAGUGUCCUAUGUUCAGAGCUACGUUUGGAGCGGAAAGAUGCGAGUGUCGGGGACGAAGUUAUACUUCUGUCCCGUCUGCCCGUACUCGACCAUAAACAAAGGUCAUGCAGACUACCACAGUCGCAAACACAGCAAAGAGAAGCCAUUUCAAUGUCCCGUCUGCUUCAAAUUCUUCUCCCAGAGGUCGUGUGUAAGAACUCACUGUGCCAUGCAGCAUUCCAGUGAUUUUGAGGGGUUGCAGAUCCAGUGAUAUAUUCUCCCUU